This is a messenger RNA of Hipposideros armiger (great roundleaf bat), 764 nucleotides long. It is a transcript of the gene CCL8, whose product is annotated as C-C motif chemokine ligand 8. Bases 59 to 358 code for a protein of 99 amino acids. NCBI's taxonomy places the organism in Eukaryota, Metazoa, Chordata, Mammalia, Chiroptera, Hipposideridae. Gene Ontology annotation, biological process: inflammatory response; antimicrobial humoral immune response mediated by antimicrobial peptide; chemokine-mediated signaling pathway. Gene Ontology annotation, cellular component: extracellular region. The record is from RefSeq and is a predicted model, not a curated record. Gene Ontology annotation, molecular function: CCR chemokine receptor binding; chemokine activity. The transcript has 3 exons.
UUGAGGCCAAUCAAGAAACCUCCAAUUCAUACUGAAGCUCACGUCCUCACGCUCCACCAUGAAAGUCUCCACUGCCCUCCUGUGCCUGCUGCUCACCGUGGCCGCCUUCAGCGUCCAGGUGCUGGCUCAGCCAGAUUCAGUUUCCACCCCAAUCAUCUGCUGCUUUGGUGUCGUCAACAAGAAGGUCCACGUCCAGAAACUGAAGAGCUACACAAGAGUCACCAACACCCAGUGUCCCCAGGAAGCUGUGAUUUUCGUGACCAAACUGGGCAAGGAUAUCUGUGCUGACCCCAAGCAGAAAUGGGUCCAGAGUUCCAUGAAGCACCUGGACCAAAAGUCCCAAGCCUUGAAGCCUUGAACAUGAGCCUGAAGAAAACCUUAUUUAUUUUCCCUCAACCUCCCCCAGAUACAGAAUAAUAUUAUUUUCUUAUGAUGUACAAAAAGAGGCACUUUGGUUAGUAAUUUAAAGUUCAGUAUUUCUUAAGAGAUAUCUAAUUAUUUUUAAGUUAUAAAUGUUUUUACUUUAUCUGCCAUAAAACCUAAAGGAUGUAAAAUGCAAAACCUGGUGUUGUGUUUCCUUUCCUGUGAGCUCAGUUAAGUUCAUGGCUACAUGCCACUGUUUCCCCGUCUACCUGGCUGUAGCAUUGUGAAGUCUUUUCAUGGUUCAUCAGAAGUGAAACACUUCCAUAUUUAUAGGAAAUCGGUGCUUUUGUAAACGUGCGUUAUGUAGUGUUGUUGUUGUUGAAAUUAAUGUUAUUUGAUAA